CCCUCUGUAACAAAUUUCCCAUAGGUUAGAAACUCUAUAUAAAUAAGAGUUUUAUUUGCAAGAAAUUAGAGGUUCUUGUAAUUGUAUUAAGUAGUAAUUGCAUUGCAAAAUAAUGCCAUUACGAUUAUUCCAUUAAUCACACCCAACAACGUUAUGGAACAUGAGAAAUUGUUUAUGACUACAUGUAACUGAUCAGAACCUAAACAUUAAUUUUGUGUAUAUGUAUUUAGGUGUAAUAUGCAAAAGGUUCUGUGAAUCUAAUGUUAGUUAGAUUUGUUUAAUACAUUUACUUACAUGGUACAUACAAAUGGAUCAUACAUUCAGAAGGAUUUUGGACACUAUAUCAAGGUGGCUUGAGGACUUAUAAUUGUGUUUAAUAUUGAUAUUCUGAUACCUUGUAGUGGUUAUGAUAACAUAAAAUACAGUAUGCAUAUUAAUAGAGGAUGUUAAACGAAUUAUAUUGCAAAAUGUAUAAUAGUUUUUAUGUAUUGUGAUUUUGGAUUUCUUAAUAAUUGUUUCAAUCAUUUGCCGCGACGGCAGCUCCGUAUGUUCUGUUUUACCGACGGUUUAGAAACAGCAAAACAUAUUAUGGCUGAAUGGUGGUUUUCUUAUUAAGAAUGAUGUGUUGAUUUGUCUAAAUACAUUGUAUGAUGUGAAGGAGAUACACAGCGAGUGUAAUUAAUGGAUACUGUGAAUACUGUGACAUGUAAUAAACAGAAUCUCAUGCCAAAGCUAAGAAAAAACCGGAGAAUUGAAACCAAGUGGGGUGUCAAAUAUUAUACAGCAGUGAAAAAUGCUGUUUUUGUAACCCAGGCACCAUCUUAUGUGCCAAAAGAACCACCCCUCACCUUGAGAGAACAUGUUUCAGAAUAUGAAACUUUACAUAUGUGUGCACAAUGUAAAGACUGUUUCCAUUUUCGAAACAGUUUGGAAGAUCACAUUGCAAGGAAAAGUUGGAUAUUGGGAUAUUGGUGUCAACAAUGUUUCAUAACUACUUGUGGUCACAGUCCCAAAGAAGGCUUAUUGUGCUCUGCAUGUGUGCAAUUGGAACGUAACAAACGUUCAUAUUUAAGAAGCAGAGGUUUACACAAAAGUCAGAAAUUUGGGGCAGUUAGAAUCUUUUACAAUCAGUGCCAGUUCUUUGCACAUUUGAGAGCCCAUAAUGUAAAUGUAGCAGAUAUGGGUGAUUUAAUGUUAAUGCCUUUACCAACAAACAUAAAUCAUAAUUGGAAUCCUGAAGUAGAUAUAACAUUGGAAGCACUCAUGGAACAUUCAUUUAUAAUGAAAGUGCAUAUAAUGGAUUGGUUAAAGGAUAACAGCAUUGAGAAUAAUUGGUGGCAAUUGGUUACUAGUGAAUCAGAAAAGAGUAGUAAUUUAAUCACCCUUGUUAUUAAGGGUUAUAAAGGCAAAUUUUACUUUAAACCAUUAGAAAUACCAAUAGAAGAACAGUUUUCAAUUUUAAAAUCUUCUCAUUCUACAUCCAAUAAUAGCUAUAGGUACUCUGAUAUUGAAAUUAUUGACUCCAUAGAAAAUGUUGAUAAAAGGAAAAGCUCAUUUUCUGUAGAUGCUGCAACUUUCAUUUCUGAUAAAGGUGUGAUUGAAAAUGAAGACAAUCCUUGUACAUCAAACGACAUUGCUUUUGUGGAUUGUGGACCUGCAUCAAAAUAUUUUGAACCUGAAACUCCACUAACUAAUAAUACAAGGAAACAUUCAACACCUUUUACAAAAUCACUACAAAAUAAUUUGAUUGCUAAUAUGGUUACUACGAAAUUUAAAAAAAAUAGAACCACAGGUUUGAAGUGUAUUUCAUCUGAUAUGGUUAUGUCAUAUGGCAAUACAAUGAUUACGCCAAAACUUAACAAUAAACAUAAACGUGCAUUGCCAGUUAUAGUGGCCGCCAAAAGCAAUAUUUUAAAGACAGAUUUGAAUAAAACAAUUCCGGACAAUUUUUUAAAUAUAGAAUCAAUAUCUCCUGCAAUAACAACGGAUACGUGCAACGAUAAAUUAGAUAAAUUAAAACAAAAUGUACAUACAUUAACAGUUAAUUCUGGCCAAAAGAUUUUUACAUUUCAAGGCACGAAGCGUGUUGACAUUAAUACAAUUAUCAAUCAACUACCCUCUCAUAUUGUUAAUAAUAAAAAGAUUGUUUUUAUAGGACAAGAUUCAGAUAUUAUAACUGUUCAUAAUAAACAAGAAUCGUCUCCUAAUAAAAAGGUAGUUCAGUUGGUACCUAAUACUUGUAGUGAAAAAGGUACUGAAGUAUCGCAAACGAAAUCAGUGGUACCGUUUCAUACAUCAAGAGAAUCACCCCCCCAAAAAAGUAGUAAAGUAUUAAAAGAAGUAUCUUCUAAAAGGACAGCGAAAUUGGUACCUGUUGCCUGCCCUGAUAAAAAUACAAAGACAUCGCAAAAGAGAUCAACGGUACCGUUUCAUACAUUAAGCGAAUUACCUAACAGAAACGUUAGUAAAACUGCCCUUAAAGGUCGAACUGAAUUUACGAAAAACUCAGCACGAUCGUUUUCGGGUAAAGUAAUAUAUCAAAAUGGUCGAAAAUAUAUUGUUAAACAGUCGUCAGCUUCCACUAAAAAUUCUAAAAACGUAUCCAAUGCAAUAAUGUUAAGGAAAGGCGUACGAAGUAAAGUGGAAUCAAAAUCUGUAAAUAAUAUUCCACCAUUAAUACCUAUAAAUUCUACCGAAUUAGAAAAUAUAUCCAGCCAAGAGAGAAUGAACUCUCUUCAGGGUGAUGUGUCACCCUUAACGCCUUCACCAUCUCCAUCAGAAUUGUCGAGCAGUUCUAGUUGCGACGUUCAGUCAAAGCAAUCCCUUUCAGUCGUAAAAGCCAAUCAAAAGAUCGAAGGGACUUAUCCAAAAGUUGAACAUAUAGACGUUAACAUCAACACGCAAAAUCUGAGCAACACUUGUGAAACUUUGUCGUUCUACAAAGGCGAAGAUGAGAAUUUGUACCUCGAUGUAAAGUUUCUGAAUCAGAAGUUGGUCCAUACUAUCGUCGAUUCGUCCACAAUGAUAACAAAGUGUAAGCAAGAAAUGUUGAAUGAAUUUUUUCAUCUUCCUUACUUUGAAUUAAUGAAACGAUACGAACAUUUGCAACAAACUAGCGACGAAGUAUUAAGAGUAAUGAAUUGCAUAGAUGAUAACGUGAUUCAAGAAAACUUGAAAGCUGUAAACAUCUUGCAACACGUCCUGAAACAUUGUAUCGACAAAUGCAGCGAAAAAGUUGAUGAUACGAGCGAGGAUACACCAUUAAACGAAUGGGAAUUAGAAUUCGAGCGCACGGACACAAAAAUUGUUUGCAAAACGUGUAAUAAAAUUACGAAGCCUAGUUCUUAUAUUCCAGGCUUUUCGAAACCCUCGAAAAAUGAUAUUUAUUGCUCUUGUUACAGACACGUUUGUCACAAGUGUCACAUGUAUCAAGGUAACUCGAUGCGUUUCUUAGCUCAUCAGACUUUUCACGAAAAGGAGAAACCGCACUCGUGUCCAGACUGUUACCGUAAAUUCACUACAUUUAAAUCACUGGAAGCCCACACAUGGACUACCUGUUUUCAUACAUUGAAGAAGCGUGUUUUUGGCUGCAAGAUUUGCGAAAUAAACGGCUUUCAGGACAUGGAAUCUAUUGCUAGGCAUUUUAGUAUCAUGCACAGUCACAACAAGAUAGCGUGCAACAAGUGUUACGUUGUUUUACCUUCGUACUCCGCGUAUCGAAAACACCAUAAAGAAAAACACACUAGCUCAGACGAGCUGCUUCCCAUAAGGCUGGUGCUGUGUAAACUUGGACAGUGUAUCGUUCGUUGCGAAGAGUACAUGCUUCACAUGGAGAAGCAUUUGGUCGUUCAAAGAAUGAUAUGGUUCAAAUGUCCGUUUUGUACGUUUAUAAAUGCAGAAGUGAAACAAGUAAUGUCUCAUUUGCAAGGUGAUCAUCUUUUACGUCUGAAGGAGCUAAUAAGUCCUCAAGUAUUGUGGAACGUUUUGCCAGCUGAUUUAUUAAACCAUAGUCCGCCGCAAAGUAAGUGUGCGAAUACACAAGCGGAAGUUGAAGAGAAUGGAACGAUCAUGCCAAAAAUCAUCAACACCAGGACCAUCACGUCGGAGGUGUUUGAACAUGGAACUCAAAUAGCGAAUGAUUAUCUAAAUUAUGGCACUCAAGAAGCUAAACCGUCUCAACAGUCGUAUAAAAUGUUACCCAAGAUACUCGACGUCAGAUCGAUCGCUGAUCUAACGUUGAAUGAUUCGAAAUUGGCAGAAGAAGAUACACCGAAGAAAUAUAUCAAGAUGGGCAACGAUGAAAUGAAAGAGAUAAAACUCGAAGAUACAGUUGAUAGUAGAUGGGAUGAGAAACCGAUUAAACCCGAUCCAGACGAGAUGUACAUAGAAGAUCACUUCUCAAAAAUUGAACAAGAUGAAAGCAUCAGUGAUAGCUUGAAAACUAAACUGGUACUCGAUGAAAAGACCGAUCCGCAAAUUGCACAAACCAGGCCAAUCACGGGACCUCCUCCAUUAGCUAGAAUUCCACAAUAUGUCUUAGAAUCUAGUCGGCCCAAAGUGUCUGAACAGUCCACGAAAGCAGGAAAGGCGGUAUUUUCUCGAAAUCACAGAGCCGCUCGACGUCCUCAACGAAUUGCUUUGAGUGACUCGUCUAAGAAGAUCUUUAACUUCUCCUGCUAUUUGUGCGGAGAAUUAAUCAACACGUCUCAGGCCGUAAUAAAGGAUCAUUUUCAUAGGAAGCACUCGCAAGACUGUAAAGUGGUAAUAGUAACACCAAGACUGUUACGGCUAUCCUCCGAGUUCAUUAACGGUGGCUACAAGGAUCUGCUGGGUAGCAGAAAACGUAAGUCUGACAGUAGCUCGUCGAAUUCAAAAAGAAGGAGACGAUGGACACCGAAGAAGCACAGCGAUUCGAAAAAUGCAAAUUUCGCUGGUCUUGGGCUGUGCGUGAAACAGGAAACGGCAGAGGAUAGCGAGGGUAACUUUAGGUGUAAAAAAUGCGAUCAACGGUGUACCGAUAUGGUAAACUUACGAGAACAUAUUGCCUCGAAUCAUAGAAUCCGAGGACGAUGUUUAGUGUGUCUAGAGUGUGGAGAUAAUUUCGUUGUCGCGCCCAGUUUGCAGAUGCAUCUGAAAGCAUUUCAUGGGAUAGAAGAUCCCAUCACUUACAUGGCUCAAAACACGUCGUACGCUCCGGACAACGUGGACGAUCUUGAAGCUGAGGGAAAGUCCAUCGAGGCAAACCAAUGUCACGUUUGCAUGGCUGUUUUCGAAGACAAGGCUGCGGUGGACAAACACCUGAGAGUUCAUGGGAUGGCAUUUCUUAAUAGAAAAAGAAUCGAGGCACAGAACGCGUUAAAGAGUCCGGAGAAGAAAAACGAAACGGGAGAUAAAAUCCAAACAACACCCGUUAAAGUACAUUCAAAGAAACCUCCCCAAAAGGAUAAACCAGCGGAGACUAUUCUAGAAAAAAUCACUGCAACUAUAUAGCUAACGGAGGCACGACUAUCAGAGUCAAAGGCAAUCAGAAAGUAGUGAAUACUUAACAAUUUCCAGUUUUAAAUACGACAGCAAAUCUGUGAUUAUAACGUUUCGUUUAAACGACGAACACAUUUUAUUCUUUUCAUUAGCGAAAAUUAGCAAGGAGUUGCUAGUUAUUUUAUUAGGAUUGAAAGGAGACGAAUAACUUGCUUCUUCUAUUAACGCUCAGCUCAAUAGACAUGUUAAUUUUUUCUAACAAAAGAAAAAAAAAUUACGUCUUUUGUACAUAUAUAUGAAUAACCGUAGAUAGAUAUGUAAUUUAUUUUAUUAGGGAUUUCAUCGUUAAUAUAUACUUGGAUAACAAUUAAGUUACUGUAUUGUGCGCAUCGUUGAAAUUUGUUUCUUUAAUUUCUCGUAAAUCAUAUAGCCAUCUAUUGAAACUUGUAUAUUUGUUGGUCAUGAUAGAUGCUCUUUAUCUAUCGCGUCUCUCAUAUCUUUCAAAAGUUUUAUUAACGCAAUGUAAAUAACUGCUCUGUUUUAAACAAAAAAAAAAAAAA
Messenger RNA from Osmia lignaria (orchard mason bee), 6038 nucleotides. RefSeq lists its product as uncharacterized. Lineage: Eukaryota; Metazoa; Arthropoda; Insecta; Hymenoptera; Megachilidae. The record is from RefSeq and is a predicted model, not a curated record.